GUGCCCGGGCGCCGGGGGCUGAAAUCGACAUUUGCCUGGGGCAGGAAAGUGAGCCGGUCGGAUUCCGUCCCCCUCAGACCCUCCACCCACGGGAGCGGGGGAUUGCCGUAGCGUUUUAACUUUGCAUGUCAGGAACCAGAAAGGAAAAGUCGGUGAAAGGCCGGGAACGCGGCGCACAUCAAGCAGGCGGCCCAGCAGGGAGGCAGGAGCCGGGGACUUCCAGGGUCUUCCAGGGUCUUCCUCGGCUUCCCACCCCCGCCUCCCCGCCUAGGCCCGAGGAGUCACGUGGCGGCGUGGGGCCCGCCUCCGGUGACGUCACCGCGCUCGCAGCCGUCGCGCUGAAGAAAGGAUGCUCUAGGAUGCUGUGCAGGUGGGCGGCGGGGAUGCGCCAUGCGGCACUGCAGGUGUAACUAGCAUGGUCAAUGCCGGAGCGAUGAGCGGCUCUGGAAACCUGAUGGAUUUCCUCGACGAGCCUUUCCCUGAUGUGGGGACGUACGAGGACUUCCACACCAUCGACUGGCUGCGGGAGAAGUCCCGGGACACCGACAGACACAGAAAGAUAACCAGCAAAAGCAAGGAGUCCAUAUGGGAGUUCAUCAAGAGUCUGCUGGAUGCCUGGUCAGGCUGGGUGGUGAUGCUGCUCAUCGGCCUGCUGGCGGGCACCUUGGCCGGAGUCAUCGAUCUCGCCGUGGACUGGAUGACCGACUUGAAGGAGGGGGUCUGCCUGUCCGCCUUCUGGUACAGCCACGAGCAGUGCUGCUGGACUUCCAACGAGACCACUUUUGAGGACAGGGACAAGUGUCCCCUCUGGCAGAAAUGGUCGGAGCUGCUGGUGAAUCAGUCGGAGGGUGCCAGUGCUUACAUUCUGAAUUACCUCAUGUACAUCCUGUGGGCACUGCUGUUUGCCUUUUUGGCCGUCUCCCUGGUGCGCGUGUUUGCGCCAUAUGCCUGUGGCUCCGGUAUACCAGAGAUAAAGACCAUUUUGAGCGGCUUCAUCAUCAGGGGCUACUUGGGGAAGUGGACCCUGCUGAUCAAGACCGUCACCCUGGUGCUGGUGGUGUCCUCCGGUCUGAGCCUGGGCAAGGAAGGGCCGCUGGUGCACGUGGCUUGCUGCUGUGGCAACUUCUUCAGCAGCCUUUUCUCCAAGUACAGCAAGAACGAGGGCAAGAGGCGCGAGGUGCUCUCCGCUGCUGCUGCUGCCGGAGUCUCCGUGGCCUUCGGGGCUCCGAUCGGGGGUGUGCUCUUCAGUCUUGAGGAGGUCAGUUACUACUUCCCCCUGAAGACCUUGUGGAGGUCCUUUUUCGCGGCCCUGGUGGCAGCCUUCACGCUGCGAUCCAUCAAUCCCUUCGGGAACAGCCGCCUUGUCCUCUUCUACGUGGAAUAUCACACGCCCUGGUACAUGGCUGAGCUCUUCCCCUUCAUCCUGCUCGGGGUCUUCGGUGGCCUGUGGGGGACCCUCUUCAUCCGCUGCAACAUCGCCUGGUGCCGGAGGCGCAAAACCACCAGGCUGGGGAAGUACCCGGUGCUGGAGGUCAUCGUGGUGACCGCCAUCACCGCCAUCAUCGCCUACCCCAACCCCUACACGCGCCGGAGCACGAGCGAGCUCAUUUCCGAGCUGUUCAAUGACUGCGGGGCCCUCGAGUCUUCCCAGCUCUGUGACUACAUCAACGACCCCAACAUGACCCGGCCUGUGGAUGACAUCCCGGACCGGCCCGCCGGCGUCGGGGUCUACACGGCCAUGUGGCAGCUGGCCCUGGCGCUGGUCUUCAAGAUCGUCAUCACCAUCUUUACCUUUGGCAUGAAGAUCCCCUCAGGCCUCUUCAUCCCCAGCAUGGCGGUGGGAGCCAUGGCCGGCAGGAUGGUGGGGAUCGGCGUGGAGCAGCUGGCUUACCAUCACCACGACUGGAUCGUCUUCAGGAACUGGUGCAGGCCUGGAGCAGACUGUGUCACCCCCGGACUUUAUGCCAUGGUGGGAGCAGCGGCCUGCCUAGGUGGAGUUACCCGGAUGACGGUGUCAUUGGUGGUCAUCAUGUUCGAAUUAACGGGUGGUCUAGAGUACAUUGUGCCCUUGAUGGCGGCAGCCGUGACCAGCAAAUGGGUGGCCGACGCCUUUGGGAAAGAAGGCAUCUAUGAGGCUCAUAUCCACUUGAACGGGUACCCAUUUCUGGACGUGAAGGACGAGUUCACCCACCGCACGCUGGCUACCGACGUCAUGCGGCCACGGCGGGGCGAGCCGCCUCUGUCUGUGCUCACCCAGGACAGCAUGACCGUGGAGGAUGUGGAGACGCUCAUCAAGGAGACCGACUACAACGGCUUCCCCGUGGUGGUCUCCAGGGACUCCGAGCGCCUCAUUGGAUUUGCGCAGAGGCGGGAGCUGAUCCUCGCAAUAAAGAACGCCAGACAGAGGCAGGAGGGCAUCGUGAGCAACUCCAUCCUGUACUUCACGGAGGAGCCCCCCGAGCUGCCGGCCAACAGCCCGCACCCCCUGAAGCUGCGGCGCGUCCUCAACCUCAGCCCGUUCACGGUCACGGACCACACGCCCAUGGAGACGGUGGUGGACAUCUUCCGGAAGCUGGGGCUCCGGCAGUGCCUGGUGACGCGGAGUGGGAGACUUCUUGGCAUCAUCACGAAAAAGGAUGUCUUGAGACAUAUGGCCCAGAUGGCAAACCAGGACCCUGAAUCCAUCAUGUUUAAUUAGAAACAAGGUGGCAUUUAUUUUCAGAAAAACACAACCGUGUCAUUUUAAAAGAAAUAAACAAAUGAUAUGUUAUUAUCCUAAUGAACGAUUGUGCGCUGGGGGCAGUGGAAACAAAAGCUUUGUUGGAAAGGAAAAAGGAUGAAACCUUUAAAAAAAAAAAAAAAAAAAA
Molecule: messenger RNA, 2867 nt
Organism: Mustela erminea (ermine)
Lineage: Eukaryota; Metazoa; Chordata; Mammalia; Carnivora; Mustelidae
Gene: CLCN4
Product: chloride voltage-gated channel 4
Exons: 13
Coding region: 416-2698 (760 amino acids)
Biological process (GO): chloride transport; transmembrane transport
Cellular component (GO): Golgi apparatus; membrane; early endosome
Molecular function (GO): voltage-gated chloride channel activity
Source: RefSeq, a predicted model, not a curated record